AUGCUGACUAUUACGCCAACAGAGACAAUAUGGGGUCAUGGAAUCGGCCUUAGCUCCGGUCAACGCGAGCCACAGUAUGAACUUUUGACGCCAUUUGAGUCAAUGCCUGAAAAAAUGACAGGCCGGACUGUAUGGACCAAAGAGGAUCUUGAAAAGAACGAAUCUCACUGGAUUCGGCCAUUCUCCCCAGAGGAGGUACUCCACAUUGAAGCGGCGAUCAAAGAUGCCGAGAGCAAGAACUUACAGCUGUCGGAGAUUGACCAGUCAUCCUUUCCACUGCCUCCUGAAUUCAAGGCUUCUCUCGCUGAAGUCCGAGAUGAGCUCAUCAAUGGGAUUGGGUUUUGUGUCCUCCGCGGCCUUCCCGUUCGGUCCUGGACCACUCGCCAAGCUUCAAUUGCGUACCUAGGCCUCGGCUCCUACAUCGGACGUCGAAUCAGUCAGAAUCGUCAUGGGCAUAUGCUUGGUCACGUCAAGGAUUUGGAAGAGGGGAAGGAAGUCAAUGGAGAGGGCAGACUCUAUCGUACUCAUCAAGCACAAACCUUCCACUCGGACGAGAGCGACAUUGUUGGCCUUCUCUGUUUACGCCAGGCUAUGGAGGGCGGAGAAUCCCAGGUCGUCUCCACUCAUAAUAUCUAUAAUGUCCUCCGACGCGAAAGACCAGACAUUCUGCGGCAGAUGUGCCAAGUUCAGUGGUUCUACGAUCGCAAGGGCGAAAUCAAUGAUGGAGAGAAAGAAUGGAUGAAUACACCAGGAUAUUACUACUACAAGGGAAAGCUGAGCAUGAAAUGGGAUUCAUACUAUGUGGGUGCUCUGCAGCGAUUCUGGGAGGCUGGCCUGCUUCCACAAUAUACGGAUGCUCAACGCGAGGCCAUCCGGGUGAUGGAGGACACUUGUCAUCGCCUGUGCCUCGAGAUGACGCUACAAUGUGGCGACAUCCAAUUCGUUACAAAUACCCAUAACUUGCAUGCCCGAUCGGCCUACAAGGACGACAAUAACAUUGACGAAAAACGCUGGCUACAACGACUCUGGCUUGCAACUUGUGAGGAGGAAGGUGGAUGGCCACUGCCAUUCGCUGACUCCUGCUAUAAUAAGAGGGGAGGUGUCCAGGUCAAUCUCACUCCUGAAUCCUAUCCUCUCGAAGCGGAAUGA
Molecule: messenger RNA, 1149 nt
Organism: Penicillium macrosclerotiorum
Lineage: Eukaryota; Fungi; Ascomycota; Eurotiomycetes; Eurotiales; Aspergillaceae
Product: TauD/TfdA family dioxygenase
Exons: 1
Coding region: 1-1149 (382 amino acids)
Molecular function (GO): oxidoreductase activity
Source: RefSeq, a predicted model, not a curated record